GGCUGCCGCAAUGAAAGAACUAGUCAAGCCAGGACGUACCCAUGCUGAACCCCUGCCUCAGGCAUCCCCAAGCGCUUCCUGACAUGCACUGUUGCUUACAGAACAUCACAACUAAAGAAUGGGGCUCAACUUGACACUUGCCAAGCUACCAAACAAUGAGCUGCCCAGCCAAGGAGGCCCACCUGCAAACACCACCACAGCCGGACCUGGAGAAAACACCACCUUGCACAAUGAGUUUGACACUAUCGUCUUGCCUGUGCUUUACCUCAUUCUAUUUGUGGCAAGCAUCUUGCUGAAUGGCUUAGCAGUGUGGAUUUUCUUCCAUAUUAGGAAUAAAACCAGCUUCAUAUUUUAUCUCAAAAACAUAGUGGUGGCCGACCUUAUAAUGACUCUGACAUUCCCAUUUCGAAUAGUCCAUGAUGCAGGAUUUGGACCUUGGUUCUUCAAAUCUAUCCUAUGCAGAUAUACUUCAGUUUUGUUUUAUGCAAACAUGUAUACUUCCAUUGCGUUUCUCGGGCUGAUAAGCAUCGAUCGCUACCUGAAGGUGGUAAAGCCAUUUGGGGACUCUCGCAUGUACAGCAUAACCUUUACGAAGGUUCUAUCCGUGUGUGUUUGGGUGAUCAUGACUGUUCUGUCCUUGCCAAACAUCAUCCUAACAAAUGGACAACCAACGAAGGAAAAUAUUCAUGACUGCAUGAAACUUAAAAGUCCUCUGGGAGUCAAAUGGCACCAGGCAGUCAACUAUGUGAAUGGCUGCCUAUUUGUAGUUGUGCUGGUGAUUCUGAUUGGGUGUUACAUAGCCAUAGCCAGGUACAUCCACAAGUCCAGCAGACAGUUCAUAAGUCAGUCAAGCCGAAAGCGAAAACACAACCAGAGCAUUCGGGUGGUUGUGGCUGUGUUUUUUACCUGCUUUUUACCAUAUCACUUGUGCAGAAUUCCUUUCACUUUUAGUUACUUAGAUAGACUACUAGAUGAAUCUGCACAUAAAAUUCUCUAUUACUGCAAAGAAAUGACACUUUUUUUGUCUGCAUGUAAUGUGUGUUUGGACCCAAUCAUUUAUUUUUUCAUGUGCAGGUCAUUCUCAAGAAGAUUAUUCAAGAAAUCAAAUAUCAGGACCAGGAGUGAAAGCAUCAGAUCAUUGCAAAGUGUCAGGAGAUCUGAAGUCCGGAUAUAUUAUGACUAUACUGAUGUGUAGGGACUGGAAACCAUGAGACUGUAGCUUUUUCUUGGAAUUAAUAUGUAUAAAGUGUAAAUAAACAAUUCUUUUCAUUUUCCUU
Octodon degus (degu) is the source of this 1277-nucleotide messenger RNA. RefSeq names its product G protein-coupled receptor 87 (gene Gpr87). NCBI's taxonomy places the organism in Eukaryota, Metazoa, Chordata, Mammalia, Rodentia, Octodontidae. Gene Ontology annotation, cellular component: membrane. The coding region runs from base 119 to 1195 and encodes 358 amino acids. The transcript is spliced from 3 exons. Gene Ontology annotation, molecular function: G protein-coupled purinergic nucleotide receptor activity. Gene Ontology annotation, biological process: G protein-coupled receptor signaling pathway. The record is from RefSeq and is a predicted model, not a curated record.